Messenger RNA from Spirodela intermedia, 12956 nucleotides. NCBI's taxonomy places the organism in Eukaryota, Viridiplantae, Streptophyta, Magnoliopsida, Alismatales, Araceae. The record is from the annotation of a GenBank genome assembly.
AUGGCGAAGAAGAGAGUGGAAACCAAGAAAACGCCGCCGCUGCCGCCGCUGCCGCCGCCGUCAACGCCGCCGCAGGUACGGUUUCUGUUGCGUCAGGGAAUUGCGUCUUCUUCGUCUCUCCAUUGAAGACGGAGAAAGUGAUUUAACACGGGGGUUGGAAAAUUUAGGAAAUGCCUGAGGAAGAAAUCCCAGGAGAAGAAGCCGGGGACGGCUCUGGCGAAGAGGAUGGGGUUGCGGUAGAGGUCGGAGCUCGUCAGGACGAUCGAGGGUCAUUGGAAGAUGAGGUACUUAGAAGGCUCCCACCCUUUUCUCGACAUCUUACAGCUAAUUUUCUCGAGCUUAAGCUUCUUGAAUCGACUAUGAUGUACAGGAGGGUUCAGAGGGGGGAGCAGAAGAAGAACGUGGGGAAAGCGAUGCUGGGGUUGCCGAGGAGAGUGACUCUUCCGAAGACGAAGUGCCUGAUAGGAAUACGGUUGGAAACGUCCCCCUACAUUGGUACGACGAGGAAGAGCAUAUUGGAUAUGACAUUGCCGGAAAGAAAAUCAGAAAGCAGGCCAAGAGGGACAAGAUCGAUUCAUUCCUAGCUGGUGUUGAUGAUUCUAAGAACUGGUGAGCUUUCUAUCCCAUUGAUUAAUCGUAUAGAUAUCUGGUUUUCAUUUAUUAAUUUCCGGGUAUUUCCCCCCAUAAAUGAUCUUCAUUUUUGAAGUAUGUUGGCAUCUUUCGACUAUCUUCCAUUUGGGAAACAACCCUGCUAUAAUGGUAAAUGAUGCUGUUAAUGCAUCUUGCUCAGCCUUAGGGACUGAGGAGGCUAUUUGACCCCUCCCCAGUCCCCAUGAUACUCGGAAUUUAGAAGAUUUUAGGGAAACAGAUGCUUCUUUGACUUCACCUCAUUAUCUGUAUACUUUUUAGUUUCAGUUGCUACCUCAUGGUCCACUUUGAACGCAGGAGUUACCAUCUAGAUCCUUGGAUAUGAUUUCAAUUUGAAUUUUUACUCAAACCGUUAUUACCACCUCAACCGAUAACACGCACUUUGUUUCUCUGUUCUCCAUAGUCCUGUCCAUUGUCACUCCUAUCGUCACCCUAGGAGAUAUUGUGGGUCAGUAUUUACCAAUGAACGCCAUAAUGGUGAUGAAUGUGAACAUCUAAAGUGCAGUUAAAGGAAUCUGGAUAUGAUUAAGGAACUCUAUACCGUAUUUUUUGUAAGUUUGAAAUGCAGAAUAUCUUUGAUUCCUAUAUCAAUCUGGCCAUUGAGCAUUAACUUCCAGGUGCUUUUUCUGCCAAGUUUGCAUAUUGUUUUUUUCAGAUGCCAAAUCAACCAAAACUUUUUUUUUGUAAUUUUUUAAAGUAGCCAAUCUUAAAAAGAUGGGUUUUCUUUUGACCGAUAUCUUUUUGAGAACUCUGAUGGUUAAAACUGAACAAUGAUGUUGAAUAUGCUACAGUAUAUAAACAAUAUUGAGUGACGUGAUUGACAGUGUAAUUGACGUCUUGUCCACUAUACUGGAGGAAAACGUGGAACAUCCAUGAAUUGAAACGUGUAUGAAUUUUAAAAAAGACUCCAUGAAAGGAAAAAAAAGUAGCAUAUGGAGUCAGGAAUGCUUGAGAACAUGGAAGCCUGAUGCCCACGAAUCUAGUUUUUGUCUUCAACCUUAGUGAAGAAGUAAUGUUGCAUACUGAGCGAGCAAUCCUUGAGAAUGUGGAAACAAAAUGUCCAAUUUUUUUUUAGUUCAGAACCUUUUGUCAAUACACAAAGAAGAAUUUAAAACUAAAAUAUUUACUCUGAGAGAGAGAGAGAGAGAGAGAGAGAGAGAGAGAGAGAGAGAGAGAGAGAGCCUAGUCAUUUAAUAAAUACUUGUUAAAAAUUUAAGUUUUAAUUUUUUUUCUUAUGAUAAUCUGAAAAUGUGGAUAGUUCAAGUUAUUGGUGCUAACAGAUGGGUGAUAAUGGGGGAUGUAUGAUGUUGGAGUGUAGCUCUCUAUGUAGUGGUGCUGGAGGUAGGAUAAGGCGAUAGGUAGUGAACAACUGCGAUCAAAUGCAGCAGUGAUAGUCAAUGCAAUGCCUUGUAAGUGAUAGUCUAUAUUGAUGUUAUGUUAUGUGGCUGGUGAGAUGAAAGCAAUUGAUAAUAAUAUUCUGUGGGAGGCGACUAUGUCAGUGCUACAUACGUUUGGUAGAUUGCAGCAGCAAAAAGCAAUAAUGAAAGAAGUGAGAGUAGAUGGUAAGUGAUGUUAAGGGAUGAAGUCAGUGGUGGGUUGUAGUGGUUUGUAUGCAACAGAGGUGUUAGUGCUGGUGAUGACAUAAUGGUGGUAUUAGUGGAUGGUAAUGAUGGUGCAGCAAUUAUGACGAUGAGUGGUGGUAGAUGAGGACUACAGGAAAACAAGUAUUGAGUGUAGCUGGUGGUGGUGAAAGUGAGUGAGAUAGCUGGUGGUAUUAGUGAUGUUGUGUUCAUGUUGGUGAGUGAUAGCUAAGGCCAUGGGCAACUGUGGUAGAAAGUGAUGAGUAGUGUUGGUCUUGGGCCGUGAUGGUCGUAAAUGUCGGCGGGACAAUGACUGGGAUGAUUCUGGAUGUGUUAUGUAACUUUUCAUCCCUUCGAUUUUAUAUAGUGAGAAGUAUGCUCCCUAGUUGUGUACUUCCUUCACAGCCUCCGGUACAGGCGUUCCCCUUGAUACUUGUCUUUUUUGUUUACAUAUGCAAGCCAUUAGAGAGUAAGGUGUACAAGAACUCGUCCCCGACAAUCAUUCAAAGCAACCAUUCUGUGGUGUUGCUUCAAACUUGGUUUAAAUUAGAAACACAAUCUUUUAUUGAAAUCGAGUCCACUGGGCAUCAUUUCAACCUUAAUUUGUUUACUUAAUAUCUGAGGCGAAUGUAUGUCUACUCGGUCUACUCUAGGGUCUCUAAGCCAUCCUUAUUAUCUCUAGAGGUUUAGUGGACGGGUGUUUGUUUGACAAUAGACAUAAAUUCUGAACCAACUGACCUCAGAAUUUGGACACCAGCUUAUAUGCUCCGUCUCUGGGAUUUUAUGUGUCUGAACUACAGAGAAUAGACGCUUCUUUUUCUAUUUAUAUCUUCCUUACUCUUGUUACCCUUCUUUACUUUGAUAUACUUUUGUGACAUUGUUUUUAUUUUCUUUAACUCUUCAACGAAAAGUGAAAGCACGAAAAUUGGACCUACUUUAGAGCCAGUGCUUCAUGUAAAAUAACAAAAUAGCGCUGCUUCUUCAUUUGCUACAGAUCCAAUGUUGGAAAGGGUUGGUUGCUACUCACUCAUUUUUCCUUGAAGCUUAUUUCUCCAAUUGAGAGGUGUAGACAGCUUUAUUGCUCCUAAGUGGGAGGGAGGGAAUAUCUUUAAAUGAUAAAUAUGAGCACUAGCUCAUUUCUCUAAUUGCGAAGUGUAGACAGCUUUAUCACUCUUGGGUGGGAGGGAGGGAAUAUCUUUAAAUGAUAAAUAUGAACAUUUGAUCAUUCUAUCAUUCUAUCAUUAUCAUCAUCAAAGUUAUUAGCUCAAUAUUUUUGGGUCUGUCCUGAUCAUCUGAGAAUAUGGCAGUGGCUGGUUGGCAGUUUUGACAUAUUUUGUCACAGAAAAAUAUUCAAUCAGUGCAUACAUUUCCACUGGAAUUUGAUGGUGAAAUUCAGAAAUGCUUUCUUUGCUAGAUGGUUCUGGUUGGAAGGAUGGUUGUCAGCUGAGGCUCCACUAUUAACCACAUAAUCAUUAUUUCCAUUCAAUGUUAUUGUCUUCCACUAAAAAUUGAAGGGUACUAUAUUUAGUAUUUUUGUUAUGAAUUGGGAUAAUAGCUCAUGCUUUCCCCAGCACCCGUACUGAAAAUAGUCUUGAAAAAAUUAUGUUUUCUAAUGAAAGCUUCUUUAUAUAGCAAAUUAAAACUUUUAGACAGUCGGUUUUUUUUGAGGAUCCUACUUAUAAUUUUUGGGAAAGAGCAUUGGUUCCAUUCUCAAAUCCCACAUGGGAGGGUUUCAAAAUCAUCUGUUUUUUUGGACUUAGUUUUUUCCUUUUCCAAGCUAUAUCUCUCUGAAAAUGGUGCAAAGGAGUAAAAUGAGUGCGUAGUCUAUGUUUGGAAACAUGUUGUUAUCCACCUCUUGUGAUUGAACGGCCUAAACUUUGUUUCAUAGUAUUGUGAAGUACCUAUGUUUUUUAUCCUGCUUUAUCCAAUGCACCUGAAUGUCUAUUUCAUGCAUCUUAUGCGAUUACACUUUAGGAGAAAGAUUUAUGAUGAGUACAAUGAUGAAGAGAUAGAGCUGACGAAGGAAGAGAGAAGACUAAUUGGCAGAAUAUUGAAGGGAAAAACUCCUCAUGCUGAUGUUGAUCCAUAUGCGGUUUGUAAAGCUUAUAUUUUGCUUCAUAUAUAAUCCAUGUCCUUUUAAAAUUCUUAUCACAUAUCUUCAAUAUCAUUUAUGGAAAAAUGUUAUGUGAACUGACGUCACUUUUUAUGAUUUCAUUUUCUUGCAGCCCUAUGUCGAUUGGUUCGAAUGGGAAGAAAAGGGGAUGCCACUGUCAGGUGCUCCUGAGCCGAAGAGACGAUUUAUACCUUCUAAAUGGGAGCAUAAAAAGGUAACUUGUUAAUAUUUUCAAUGAUUUGCUUCUGGAUGCAGACAACUCAUUGAAGUCUCAUUUCGUUGGACAGUGAUCUAUUUUGUGUGACACAAUGCAUCAGCUAUUCAUGUGCGGUUGAUAAAAGAAAGUGAUAAAUAAUACGUGACAUGAUACAUUACCCAUUCUUCAUUCUUGCAUGAUAUGAGAAAGUGAUCCGUUAUAUGUAACGCGGUGCAUUGGUUACUCAUGCAUGUGCGACAUGGUGGAUUUUGCUUUCAUGUGCCACAUUGUUACAGGUAAUGUGUUUCGCCAUGUUAGGGUUCUCUCUAAAACCCUCCUGUGCUCCUGCUGACCAGGUGAUCCAAGGUGAUCACCCUAUGCUCAGGUGAUCCAGUUGCGCACUGUGUUGGGCUGCUUGCCUUGGUGGGUAGAUGCCCUGUGUGUCUUGGUCCCAUUUUUUUCGUAGCCAAGCCCAGUAGAUGCCUUAAAUAUGGUUCUGAUGAUGUUACUUCACAUGAAUACGAGUUGUACUGUAUAUGUUGUUUCUUAAAUUAGUAAGGCCUUUCAUUUCAUCCUAGGAUUUUUCCUAAAUGCAGAGAACUACGAAACCAUCCCUUGCUUUGUGGUGUUCACUUGGGAGAUGUAAUGCAUGAUAUUGAUAUCACAUAAAUGUACAGUGCUCUCAUAUCCUAUGUUCACUUCUGUCACCGCUACUUGAUUAUUUUAGAGCAAUGACAUCCACGACCUAGGUACAUUGCGACUUUUAAUAGAAUGUAGAGUUUGUAUUGUUAUUCUUACUUUACGACCUAUAAUGGCUCUGAUCACUUUCAUAAUUAAUCAACAAGGAUAAUGCUUUCUUGCUCAAAAAUAUAAAUCUGACUACGUCGUUUGUCUUACUGUAUAAAAUAUUCGUGGAACAUGUCUCAUUGACAGGAAAUUGAUACCUUUCCUACCUUUCUCCUACAUCAACUCUCAUGUUGUCCCAUUAUCGUAAAAUUUUCCAUUCUCUCGAAAAUAUAAUUAAUCAACAAGAAUCAUGCUUUCUUGCUCAAAAAUGUAAAUCUGACUACUUCGUUGUCUUACUCCAUGAAAUAUUCGUGGAACGUCUUAUUGACAGGAAAUUGAUAUCUUUCCUACCAUUCUCCUAAAACUCUCAUGUUGUCCAAUUGUCGUAAAAUUGUCCAUUGUCUCCUAAAAAAUAUACAGUAGAUAUAAUUGUUUAAACUUACUGGUAUCACAAUUUCAUGAAUGGAAGAAGAACAGUGUGAACGACCUUUGCUCAUGGCACUGUUUGGUGGAUUUCGAUGUUUCAUUUUAGGUUGUGAAAUAUGUUAGAGCCAUACGGAAGGGAUUGAUCAAGUUCGAGAAGCAAAAGGAGAAACCACGCUUCUAUAUGCUAUGGGGAGAUGAUUCUAGUUCUGCUGAGAAUACACGACAUGGAUUAAGCUAUAUUCCUGCACCAAAACCGAAAUUACCAGGUGACUUCUUCAAGGUUCUUGUUAUUUGAAGUACAAUAAAUGGAAAAGGCAAAAAAUGUAAAGUUCUUAGAAUCUUGUGUCUGCCAUAUGUUAGCUGUUUGGUUCUUUCCUGAUAUUUUUUUUGUUAUUCCUCUGCAGAAACUAGCAUGUUUUCUCAUUGUGCUCUUUUUCUAUAAUGAAAUGUUUGCCACCUCUAUUACUUCGUUUCCAUUGACAAUACUUCAUGUAUUCUGCUAUAACAGUUUUAUCAUUUUUAUGAUACUCAAGUUCUCGCUCUAUGCUCCAAUCGUUUUUUCUCCCCUUAUUUUAAACUGAAGUCAGCUGAAGGCUAGUUUAAGAGGCAAAGGAAAAUCUUCCGCAAUUUGGUGCUUGGAGUAUUUAUAGUCUGAUAUUGUUUUGAUGCCCAGGUCAUGACGAGUCAUAUAAUCCAUCCGUGGAGUAUAUUCCAACACAGGAAGAGAUUAAUUCUUACCAGCUAAUGUAUGACGAAGAUCGACCUAAAUUCAUUCCUAGAAGGUAUUUUUACAUGGUUUAAAUUACUUAAUUGUGGGUGCAUUUCUUAUUUGAAACCUACAACUGAAAUUCUUUGGAUUCAUCUGAUUGUGCUGCAGGUUUGAGUCCCUUCGAAAUGUUCCUGCCUAUGAGAGUGCUAUCAGAGAUGCAUUUGAACGCUCGUUAGACUUAUAUCUGUGCCCAAGAACAAGAAAGAAACGUGUAAGUGGUUGCAACUCAAGAAUCUCCUUUGGGUUUAUGUUGACGAUUCUUUGAAUAUAAUUUUUUUUUUCCUAAGAAAAAACCUGGUUCAUACUUUCUUUUUUAUCUUCUUCAGAUUAAUAUUGACCCUGAGUCACUUAAGCCAAAACUUCCAAGUCGGAAAGAUCUAAAGCCUUACCCCUCAUUAUGUUAUCUUGAGUACAAAGGCCAUAGAGGUUCUGUAAAGUCCAUUUCUGUCCAAAUAACAGGGCAGUGGAUUGCUUCAGGUGCUCCUAUCAUCAUCCUUACUCGAUUCCAAUUUUUUUCUCUUUCAUUUUGUAGAUGCCUAUCUCUAUUUUCCAGUCGAUACUUAAUUUUCACUAGAUGGAUUUUUCCUCAUGUUCAAUUGCUACUAUCCAACAAUCUUCUGGAAACUCUUAACCGUGAAUCAUGAUCUUUGAAGGCUCAACUGAUGGAACAGUUCGUGUCUGGGAUGUUGAAACUGGUCGAUGUUUGAAAGUCUGGGAGUUUGGUGAAUCUAUCCAGCACGUUGCUUGGAAUCCUUUGCCUGAUCUUCCUCUUCUAGCUGUUUCUGUGUACGACUUUGUGCUGAUCCACGUUAUUAUUUCACGUUCAACUGUAGAAAAUUUUAAGGUAAGUGGCAUCUUUUUUUAGGGGCCAAGAUGUAGUUUUGUUGGAUACGGGUCUUGGCAAUGCAGAGGAGCAAUUUAGAGCAAAAGAACUGCUCCAUGUUGAGGAAGAUGAUGCUGGUCAGUGUUAGUUGUGCUGAGUAUUUUUAUUAAUGGUUCUCCGUUGACAGUGUCUUCAUACUUCCACGCAGAAGGUGACACCAAACCUUUGGUUCGAUGGUUACGACAUGACAAGCUUGAUGCCAUCAGACUGGAACACUCCAAGGUAAUGCUGAACAUUUUCUGCUCAUUCUGAGGUUGGAGAUUAAUAUGUUGAUACAUUCUUCUCUCUGCAUUCUAUUUAUCAAGCUUUUUCUGUCAUGUAGGCUGUCUCGUCUGUUGAAUGGCAUUUUAAAGGAGACUACUUCAUUACGGUUGCUCCUAGUGAUAUCCUUGUGACUUAUUUCAUGGGCACAGUAGGCCAUAAUAUUCCUCAUUGUGAAUAAUCCUUCCUUUUUUAAUAGAUGUGCAUUUAUUUGCAGUCAGUCUUUGUGAACUGGUAGUUUUCUUUUUAAGAUCGGUGAAGGCGAUUUAGAUUUACACUUCAAUUUUUUUAUCAUUGAUUGUGUGCUUUACGAAGACAGGCUUAUUAUGUGUAUUCUAUGUAAGCGAUUUUUUUUGGAUCAUGGUCCUUUUGUAAAGUUAAAUUUUGCCACUAUUUUUGGUCUAUGACUUGCAUUCCAUUUGAUGACUAGAUAGCAAAAGAGCCAUCUAAAUACCGAUUUAUCUAACCUCACUACGUAAUGGACAUAAGACCAUUCAACAAGCACAUAUCUUCAAUUUUUUCUGCAAUCUGAUUUAAUUCAUAGAAACAUCUGCUUUUUUUUUCUCAAGAUUAGAAAACCCUUGAGGUACUAAAGGUUGUGGGUUGGCCUACUCUGACAUGUACUGCGUCAUGCUAUUUUCUCGUAGCCCAGUUGGCCAUGCAGUCCACCUGUUAUUCAAAAUCCCAUUUUCCUAAUUACUGGUAAAGCAGUACACUCACUUCAAUUGUGUUGUCGAGAUGUACUUAAUAACCUGUAUACCUUACAUGUUUACAUAUAUGUCCUCAUGUACCUUUCAUUUCGUGUUACAUCAGUAUGUCCAGAACCUUCUAGGGAUCUGGUAUAAAUACUGGAUCCUGCUCUCCUUGUAAACUGUUUUUGAUCAAUAAAGUUUGAGUUCUUCUUCCACGAGUGCUGGGUGCCUAUCGGAGCUCCAGACCGUGUGUUAUAUCGACUACAAAUUGAAAAUAAUGGGCUAAUUCUUCAGAAUAGAAAUAUAUUAUAUUUUUGGGCUUCUGACCACUAAGUUUUGCAAUUUUCGGGCCUAAUUUUAUUGCUAUUUGAGAAAUCGUAUUUUUUCCAACGUGUGCAUUUGGGUAUACUAAUUCAUUGACAUUGCUAAUGGGCCAGUUUUACUUUUAAUCGGGAUUUGUAUAAUUCAGCUUGGUUGAGUGGCAUAUUCUUGAGAUUAUGCAUGUUUGAGUUCCAGAUGGUUGGCAUGGUGUUUGGUAGCCGGGUUGCUUGUACUGAUGAGUUUCAUUCGUAUUUUUUUCAUUUUAUAUUAAUACAGUUUUUAGUUGUGACAUAGGAAUGAAGUUCUGAUGAAGAGUUGCGAAUGGGAUUUAGUUGUUUUUUAUGUACCUAUGGGGAUGAUAUCAUUAUAACUCUGUCAGAGAUAUGAGCCAGUUUCAUCACCUUCCAGGAACAGGUUCAGACUUGAGGCAUUAAGAUCUUAGUAGUUACAUGAAAAUUUUGGUCAAGCAUUUCACAUGUGGAACAAUGGACAUGAAUGAUAAGAUUGGUGUAGGAGCCUAGGUUGAUCAGGUCUGAUCCAAGUAAUGUCCUAUUUACGAUAACAUAAAAGUUUGAUAAAAUACAUGAGAAAAUAUUUGAGAAAUUUUGAACUGUACAUAAACAAAUAUUUAAUUAAAGGAUCUCAAUGUCACGGCGAUCUUUGAUUUUAAUCCGUGUGCCAGUUGGCCGAUUCAUUGAACUUUGGCGGGAUUAGUUAAUCUCAGUGUUGAAUGCACAUUAAUGCGUUUUUUUGUGGAUUUCCAUCAUGUAGAAUGGUACUUUGCAGACGAAACCCUAUUCGACUGAAAAUGGCAGCUUCUUCCAUUCUCUGUCUUGGAGUAAUGGUUGGGAUGCAUUUAAUUUUGGAAAGUAAACCGCAGAGUUGAUUCUUAAGAUAGUUUACACAAUAUAACGUACUACUUCAUAUGGAAAGGGUAUGGAGAGUGGAUGAAGAGCAGGUGUUGGGGUUUUGCGGUCUUCACAAUCAGUACAAGACUCGUUAUGCUUUACUUUAACGGAGCCUCAAACAGUUUGGAACAUAUCUUAAUUUUGGAUUAUUCAUUCAAUCGGGUUAAAUUUUAAUUCUUUUAUUGGUUUAUAAUUGCUAGACAUAUAAAGAGUUGCAUUUUUCAUUUUUUUGGGAUAUUCCUUGACCUACUUGUAUACGUGAAUCAAGAGCAAUAUUGAUACACCGACUUUCCAAGAAGCUCACCUUUAAUCCUCUCAAGAAGUUGCAUGGUCUGCCUGUAUCAUCUGUUUUCCACCCGUCACGUCGUAUUUUAUUCAUUGCCACGAAGAAGAAUGUUCGUGUUUAUGAUCUUUCGAUGGAAAAGCCCAAGUUCAUGAAGAAGCUAGAACCAUCCAUACGAGAAAUUUCAUCUGUUGCUGUUCAUCCUGGAGGUUAGUUAUUCUCACUUUCUUUUCCGCUCUUUUCAUUGUAGUUUCAUUAAUUGAUAACAGAGUAUGCUUCUGCUCUAUAAGACAGUGAGUCAUUUGGCUGUGGCAUGCAUUCCCAAUCUAUGCAGGUGACAAUGUCAUUGUGGGGAGCAAGGAAGGGAAAUUGUGCUGGUUUGACAUGGAUUUGUCGUCCAAACCAUACAAAACCCUGAGGUCUGUCAUCUUGGACCAAUUCUUGUAUUUAAUUAUCAUUUGUCUCAUGUUUUUCAGAAAUAUUACGUUUUUGAACCUGUGGACUGUUUACAUAAUGACAACGUAUGCUUCUGCCGAUGUUUGGACACCAUAUAUGCUUCUGAUGAUGUCGAUAUUAUUGGCGAAAAUUAAAGGUCGCUUGUGAAUAUAUUCUCAGAUGCAAAAACGUAUAAAGUCAAAUGCUUUAUUGAACAUUGAAGCUGGAAUUUCAUUGUUCUGUAAAUAUCGUGUUUCUGAGGCUAAUCUUGUACUAGAAUGGAAACUUUGCAGGGUUUUACCAUAAGAAGGCACUGUAUUGAGAGGCGUAUUUAUUUUCAUAUGCACUAUAAUUUGUUUCACAGCUAAAAAUAGAUCAUCAUCACCUUCGCUGACAACGUCACCAAUAUCAGCAUAAUUAAGGGACAACAAGAUUAUGAAAGUUUGAAUGUUUUUUUGGCUUAUUUGUGCAAAAUGUAUGCUUAAGUUCAAUUUCAGUGGGAGAAGGCUUAUAAGAAGCCUUGGUAGGAUCAGUUUAUUGAUAGAAUACUAUAUUUUUGUUCAUUGAACUGCUGGGCAACCAUCAGACUAUCUUUUUAAAUUGAAUUUUGGCGGAUUGAACAGCAUAGUAAUCUGGAAAUUUACAGGACUCUGAUUUGCUGGAAAAAAAAUGGCUCUACACUAAUAAAAAAUGUCGCCCUAAUUUAUGAGCUAAUUCAGGAGCAAACCCGUUCAUCCUGUGUCUCAAAUAAGUGAUGAUGUGGAUAAUCGUUGUCUGACUGGCUAUCAAUGGCAAAAACAAAUCGUGAUCCCAUGAACAUGGGAACUAUUUGUGACACUUUAGGAGACACAUGAUCUUCCUGUUUGCCGAUACAUCACAAAGAUAGCUAACAUGAAAUAGUCUGGUUGAUAGUGGAUUGCUGAUGAUGCUGACGCUUGUACUUGUGUAGUAAUGAAUCAGUUGAUGAUUUUGCCUCAUAUCAGAACUUAUUCUUGACAGACAUGAAAAACUCUCAGAAACAAUUAAGCAGGCUGAAUCUAGCGAUCAAUAAUUGACCCAAAAACUAUGAGUUAUUUAACAUGGAUGGCGCCUUCAGUUUUCCUUCAUAUUUAAUAAUUGAAGGUGUUUCUUGAAAACGUUUGCGAUUUUUUUCUAAUGGCUGGGGGUCUCGACUGUUGCCAACUGUCGUUGCCCAUUGAUUUUCGACCAGUGCUCUCAAUAUUGGUUAACGACAUUCAGCUCCCAUGUAUCCUGCAUAUGUUCAUACUUGUACAAUGUGGAACCUGGCGAUUGUAAUCACAAUUAAUCCCCUAAAAGUUCUUGAUAGCUCAAAAUGGUUUCAGCUUUCGCCAGUUGAUGCCUUUCUCUACGUUAAAGGUGUUGACUUGCGUAUGACUGAGUGGCGGAAGAUGGGUUUCCCAAUAUGGGAGGAAUCAUGCGUGAUUUGCAGGAGCAUAUAAAUAUUGGCUGGGCUAGCAAGUAAUCUGACCUUGAAAAGUUAAAGCUCCAAGUUUGCUCUGUUCAAAGCCUGUCUGUUGGUCCCCUUGACAAAUGUUUCCUAACUAGCAGGGCUAACUUGGGAAUUGGUCUUUAGCUAACUGCAAGUAAUUUGCCUGAUAUUCAUGCAUUUUGUUGGAUGAUAAGUCUCCGUCAUCUGUUGGUGUUCUCAAUUGAACCAGUGAUUCCCCAGUUUUCGCUGCUAUCAUAUUUGGGAUCUUCACACAUGUUCUUCUGCAUCUGUUGAAUGAUACUUUGCCGAUGAUUUGCAGGGCUCAUCCGAAGGACAUCACUAACGUGGCUUUCCAUCGCUCAUACCCCCUUUUUGCUUCAUCCUCCGAUGAUUGCACUGCGUAUGUCUUUCAUGGGAUGGUUUAUUCAGAUCUCAACCAGAACCCUCUCAUUGUUCCUUUGGAAAUUCUUCGGGGGCAUGCAAGCUCAAAUGGCCGAGGUGAGCCCAAACCAUAUCAAUCUGAUCUCUGACUGGUUUCCAUUUCAACAUGAAAUAUAUAUAUAUAUAUAUAUAUAUAUAUAUAUAUGUCUGUGUGUGUAUGCAUAUCAUACUGUUUAUAUUAUGCAGUUUGCCUCUUCCUUCGUUGAGCAUUGUCAUGCCAUACAUUAGAAAGCAAAUGAUGUUGUGGAGUAUGGCCACGGAAAUACAGGAAUUCGGUAGAAAAAUAUAUAUACAAAAUAUUAAUGGAGUUACAUACCUUUUGUAUUCAUGCGAGUGGAGUUGUGGUCAAAUAUUUUGAUUAGAAAACUUGUCAGGGAUGCCGAUCUGGUGUGAUAUAUAUUCUACUUGGUGCUGAUCCAUUCCCCCCAAAGUUUGUUAAUCUAUCCUCUAUGAUUUGAUGUCAAUGGAAAAGUGAUCAUACUCGGACAAUUUUAGGGUUUUUCUGGGCAUCCAAUCCUGUUUAUUUAACCAGGUGCUCCAGAGAAACCCAUCAUCUCUACAUUUAUUAUUAUUAUUGUUAUUAUUGUUAUUAUCUGUUCUUCAGCAUCGCAUCUGGUGUCUGGGAUUCCAUGAAAUUUUAUGUUGGAUUCUUGACGAGGAUUCGACUUCCUGAUUCAGGCAUCCUGGAUUGCAAGUUCCACCCCAGACAGCCUUGGCUGUUCACUGCUGGCGCGGAUUCUGUGAUCAAGCUCUACUGCCACUGA